AUGGAAUCCCAGAAUGGUCAAUCGGUAGAUUCAGUUUUUGGUCAAACUCCAGCAUUUGCAUUAAAUGAUGAACAAGUUGAUCCCGCUGUGGUGGAGUAUCUGAAUAGUGUUAGGCAGGAGGCCUUAAGAACUAGUGCCGUCAAAGUAUCCGAGGUUAAGAGGCAUGCAGCUGAUAUUUAUGAUGAGGAUGAUAUAGCGGUAAAGAGGGCUAAACCCAGUACAAAGUCGCUGGAAAGUAUAGAAAAUUUGAAUUCAAGAAUGGAUGACUGGCUAAGCUGGUUCGAAAAUGCUAAGAAGACAGUUUUAUACGACAGUCCUCUGCCUCAGCGCCAUACUGAGGAAUCGAUGAACCUGCUACUAAACUACCUUAAACAAUACCUAUCCGGGCGUGCAGAAGAGAAAGGAUUUGUAUCGCACCUUCUCAGGGUCUUAAAGGACCUUCCCGAGGCGGAAGAGGAUGACGCUUUCGAGUUGGAUGAAGGAUGGGCUGAAUCGGUUGUAAAAAGGUUACGUAACAAACGUAUUGAAGGUAUCGAGGAUAUUACAAUGAUUAUCUCCAACGAUGACUCAACGACGCCGAUGGGUUUCAAACAAUGGUACCAAUACAUGCAGCAAAACGAGCCCUCUCAAGCGGCUUUUGGUCAAAUUAUCAACACAAAAAACAUCUGGGUUUUGAUUCAAUACAUGACACAGGAAUGGAUUAAAAUUAUCUCCAAGUUUAAGAAGCCGCCCCAGGCAAUCAGGUUCAGUAACUGGUUGCUAUACAUACUCUUCAACGUUCCAGAAAAUCUCACAGCGGAUUACACAAGUAGUUUGAGGAGUCUCGGUAAAAAAUGUCAAGCAAUUAUUAGAAGUGACUUGGAGUCAAAUACUGAAGGAAACGUCAAAAGGCAAGCUCUGCUACUAAAGAAUUCACUUCCAUCAAGUCUGAAAGAUCUAGGUGUCCGAACACCACCCGGGGACCUCGAUGUCCUUCUACUGAGCCUCUACGUGAUAGCCAUCAUUUACCGCCAAAAGGACUUGAUAAACUGGAACACCACUUUACAAGUUUCGAGGUGA
Messenger RNA from Torulaspora delbrueckii, 1059 nucleotides. It is a transcript of the gene BRR1, whose product is annotated as Brr1p. Bases 1 to 1059 code for a protein of 352 amino acids. Gene Ontology annotation, cellular component: small nuclear ribonucleoprotein complex. Gene Ontology annotation, biological process: spliceosomal snRNP assembly. Lineage: Eukaryota; Fungi; Ascomycota; Saccharomycetes; Saccharomycetales; Saccharomycetaceae. The transcript has a single exon. The record is from RefSeq and is a predicted model, not a curated record.